GUGUUAGUUCCUUCCCUUUCUCCACUGUGCUCCUACUCUCUCUAAGUCAACAUGAGUCGACACUUUAGUUCCAGGUCUGGGUACCGGAGCGGAGGAGGCUUCAGUUCUGGCUCUGCCGGGAUAGUCAGCUUACAACGCAGAACUACUAGCUGCUCUGUGCGCCGUAGUGGGGGAGGUGGCGGGAGAUUUUCAGGUGGCAGAUGUGGUGGUGGGGGAGCUGGUGGUGGCUUUGGAAGUCGAAGUCUUGUGAACCUUGGUGGCAGUAAAAGUAUCUCCAUCAGUGUGGCUGGAGGAGGUGGACGUAGUGGUUUUGGUGGUGGUUUUGGCUUUGGGGGUGGUAGUUUCGGUGGUGGUGGAUUUGGGGGUAGUUUUGGCAGUGGUGGUUUGGGUGGUGGCUUUGGUAGUGGAGGUGGUUUUGGUGGAGGUGGUUUUGGUGGAGGUGGUUUUGGGGGUGGUUUUGGGCCUGUUUGCCCCCCUGGUGGCAUACAGGAAGUCACCAUCAACCAGAGCCUCCUGCAGCCUCUCAAUGUGGAGAUUGACCCUGAGGUCCAAAAAAUAAAGUCUCAAGAAAGGGAGCAAAUCAAGUCACUCAACAACCAAUUUGCCUCCUUCAUUGACAAGGUGAGGUUCCUGGAGCAGCAGAACCAGGUGCUGCAAACAAAAUGGGAGUUGCUGCAGCAGGUAGACACCUCCACCAGGACCCAAAACUUAGAACCUUACUUUGAGUCAUAUAUCAACAAUCUCAGAAAGAGAGUGGACCAACUGAAGGGCGAUCAAUCGCGAAUGGAUUCAGAACUGAAGAACAUGCAAGACCUGGUGGAAGAUUACCGGAACAAGUAUGAGGAAGAGAUCAACAAACGGACAAAUGCAGAGAAUGAAUUUGUGACUGUCAAAAAGGAUGUGGAUGCUGCUUACAUGAACAAAGUGGAACUUCAAGCCAAAGUUGACAACUUGCGUCAGGAAAUUGAGUUCUUCACAGCACUCUACCAAAUGGAGCUGUCUCAGAUGCAGACUCACAUCAGUGACACUAAUGUCAUCCUCUCCAUGGACAACAACCGCAGCCUGGACCUGGACAGCAUCAUUGCUGAGGUCAAGGCCCAGUAUGAGGAGAUCGCCCAGAGGAGCAAGGCUGAGGCCGAGGCCCUGUACCAGACCAAGUAUGAAGAGCUCCAGAUCACUGCUGGCCAACAUGGAGACAAUUUGAAAAAUUCAAAGAUGGAGAUUUCUGAGCUGAAUCGGAUGAUCCAGAGACUUAGAUCUGAAAUUGACAGUGUAAAGAAGCAGAUCUCUGCGCUGCAGCAGUCCAUCAGCGAUGCUGAGCAGCGUGGUGAGAAUGCCCUCAAAGAUGCCCAGAACAAGCUGAAUGAGCUGGAGGAUGCCCUGCAGAAAGCCAAGGAAGACCUGGCCCGCCUGCUGCGGGACUACCAGGAGCUCAUGAGCACCAAGCUGGCCCUAGAUCUGGAGAUUGCCACCUAUAGGACCCUCUUGGAAGGAGAGGAAAGCAGGAUGUCUGGAGAGUGUGCCCCCAACGUGAGUGUGUCUGUGAGCACAAGCCACACCAGCAUCAGCGGAAGUGGUGGCCGAGGAGGCGGUGGUAGCUUCGGCUACGGCUCCUCUGGAGGUGGCAGCUAUGGAGGCGGCUCUGGCGGAGGUGGCAGCUACGGCUCCGGAGGCGGCGGUGGAGGCAGCUUCGGUGGCGCCGGCGGCAGCAGUGGGGGACACAGAGGCAGUUCUGGAGGGGGCGGCGGCAGUUCAGGAGGCAGGGGCUCCGCCACUGGCGGCAGCUUCGGCUCCUCGGGAGGCCGGGGAUCCAGCUCUGGGGGCACAAAGACCUCCAGUGGCAGUUCCAGCGUGAAGUUUGUUUCUUCCAGCUAUUCCCGAGGAACCAGAUAAAGAGGCGUUCUCUACCCUGUUAGCUAGCUCUCCCUCUCCAUCAGUACCAAAUACGCUUGGGAAGACCAAAGUCAGUUGCCCCAUCCUUAUUGAAGAAAAAGGCUGCUGGUUAGUUACAUAGCUCAUCUUAUUUCCCCAGCUCUUUCCUUUCUGUUCUGCUUCCCAAAGAAGUUUUUAAAUCAGUGUCUAGCUCAGUCCCUGGCUAUGACCCUGCUUUGUGCUUUGCCUCAGAAACAGUUUAACCAUCACAACUACCCGCAUCACAUUUCAGAGCACUUCUUAAGUCAGCCAGACGCGGGCUGGGUAGACCCACGGUUUCUUUGUCAUGCACGGAGCCGCGUGCUCUGGACAGUUCAUCACUAUCCUGCCUGUUGCAGCAAACUCUGUGCUGCUUUGGUUUUGUAAAUACGGUGUAAACAAGUUUGAUUGACUUUGUGGAGAGGUCUUAAACUCCUGCUUCCCUGUGUUGCUGCAAUAAACUGCAUUUGAAAUUCUC
Phyllostomus discolor (pale spear-nosed bat) is the source of this 2389-nucleotide messenger RNA. RefSeq names its product keratin 1 (gene KRT1). Gene Ontology annotation, biological process: keratinization; intermediate filament organization. The transcript is spliced from 10 exons. The record is from RefSeq and is a predicted model, not a curated record. Lineage: Eukaryota; Metazoa; Chordata; Mammalia; Chiroptera; Phyllostomidae. Gene Ontology annotation, cellular component: keratin filament. The coding region runs from base 52 to 1893 and encodes 613 amino acids. Gene Ontology annotation, molecular function: structural constituent of skin epidermis.